AUGCUUCGCAUUGGACGCUGCGAUGUUGAGCUUUAUUUUCCAAUCGAGCUCGCCAUGUCAAACAUGGCACGACCAAAUGAAGCAUUAAUACAACUCGCUUCAGCUCUAACGCAUGCAAUUAGUGCAGGCAGCGACAGCAAUGUAAAGCUCUACAAGAACUUCUCUCGAAAACUAAACUUACUUGAUAUCGACGAUGGUAGCAGUAGCGACAAAAAUGUAGUGCCAUUUGAGCCCCAAUCGGACCAGGAAGACAUGACCAUGCAGCCAUCGAUCACUGACAGCUCUGACAUUACUAUCUUCAUCAUCGUCAUAAUUGCAGGACUUGUGAUUCCUUUGGGUCUCAUGUUUCUUAUGCUUGUGUUCCGAAGAAGCAAGAAUGAUGCAAUUCUCAGCGAAUGUGACGCCAACCCACCACCGGACAACUCGCGUUUCUGUAUGAAACGCACGACGUUUGCCGUUCCGGAAGCGAGUCAUAGCCGCCUCGAAGAAACCAACUCAAGCGAAUCUGUCGUUCCUGUACUCGGUGAAACCAAUAAGAACGAGUGCACGCUUUUAGAAGGUCAUCCCCAAGAAAUGAAGCCGUUAUGGACCGAAGCCAGCGCUGUUUCAAGCUCCUACAGCAUUGUAUCUCCCAGCAAUCGCCAAUCGAGACUAGGGCCACCGACUCUAGUCUACGCGCCAGCUCGAGGACGUGGCCUGAACGAUAGUCAAGCAGAAAGCGACAACAGCUCCCACACUGACGACUACUCGAUCGAUGUACUCGAAUCGCCAGUGUCCUCAGAGUAUAGCUAUAGCUCAGAAGGGGACGACGUGUUUCCAUCAACAUUCUGGGAUGUCGAUUCUUACCGAAGUAUGGACUGCACGUUUCUGUCUACAACAUCUGCAGAUGUGUUUGGUUCGAAUCGUGGCCGAGACAGUAAAGCAUGGAAUCAGGUCUACGGGUAUAGUGACACGCCUUGUAUUAGCUUGAGACAAAAGCCUUUGUCUUCGGGUAUUUUCUUCGCAAGAAAUAUCGAUCCGGCUGUAAUGAGACGGAUGCGUCCUGACACCCACGCCUAUGGUACUCGAGCUGACAAACGAAUGCGUCUUGACAUUGAGGUAUGA
Molecule: messenger RNA, 1104 nt
Organism: Peronospora belbahrii
Lineage: Eukaryota; Oomycota; Peronosporomycetes; Peronosporales; Peronosporaceae
Source: the annotation of a GenBank genome assembly